UUACAUUUAGUACUAACUACUAAAUGACUUUAUCGCGCGUAUCCAAACCAUGGGCUAAUUACGUCUGUAACCCAAUCACCCCCCGUAACUCAAUCACCCCGGGCCACCACUCGGCACCGUGCCCGGGGAAUAAUCCCGCGCAAGCAUCAUCCCGCCUUUGUUAGUCGGUCAUUCGCGAACAGCCCUUCCCCAAGUACACACGUGUGUCACUGUAUCUAAUCGCUUUUGCUUUGAAUACCACCUAUUUCAGCACUCGCCGUAUCGCAUUUAUUCCGUUCUACUCCCGAACUUCACCCUCGGGACAAUUUUACGCUGGUGGAAUACCUCGACUCACCACCUCGACCUUCGUGAUGCCUCCCAAGAGAAGAGCACCCGUCAACCACAAGCUUGUGAGGGGAGCCAAGCAGGCCAGGACAACCAGAAGACAAACCCCGGGAGUGCACAUUAUGCAGGAGGCAACAGCUGAUGGUGAGUCUGCCAAUUACGGAAAUAUCGAAGGGGGCAACAGAAUUAACGUACAAUCGGCGCAGUUUGUAAAUGCCGCGCAGGCUGCCAACUCGGCUACCCAGGUAAACGAGCAACUGGAAAAAAUACUCCAGUUGCAGGAACAUUCAGCGCCCGGCCCGGUUAGCGCAAACCAACAGGUAAGGCUUGGUUUUAGUUCUCCCGCCAUUUCGCCCAACAUAGGGAGAAUCCCCGAUGCUUACAACGAGGCCGACGGUGACGCGGCUUGGCCAGCCAAUCACAUCGCAGGAUACGGGGAUUCCCUUUCCUUCCAUGCGGACGGAAAAGACGCGCACGUCAAACAAACGGUGAGGGAAAAAAUCUGGCGUGGCGAGUAUGUCGACCUCGGCACAAUCCUACCAGACACCGAGGGAAGUCACGAGGACGGUACGAUUACCAUGGCGUACGACUCCUCAGGUUAGGUAAUUUUUAAACCAAUAAAGCAGCAACCAAAGCGCCUGUCCCUGGCAAGCUGGACUUCAGCUUUCCACAUUUUCAUGUGUAUAUAUGUUAGUAGGCACUCCGAGGUCCGCACAACCCAGGGGUUGCUGUCCUACAUGGAAACCAUAAGAACGGCGGCACUUCGAUUCGGGGGGAUGCCUGGUCAACCUACGACCAACAAUUCCGACACAGAAUGUCAAGGGACCCCUCACGACGCUGGGACAACAUCGACGGGGAGUUGUGGCUGAAGUCCAUGGUAACACAGCCGGUACUACAACCAGAAUCAGGCGGACGGGGCGCAAUGACACGCGUACAGGGGGACAUCGCCAGUCAGGUAUGCUGGGAUUUCAAUAAAUUUGGCUGUAACAGGGUCAACUGUAAGUACACUCACAAAUGCGGUAAGUGUGGCAAACAUUCCCAUAGCUCUAGGACCUGCUUUCGAGGGAAUGGGGUCCAACCGACCCCAUACAAGCCCAAUCAGCCUUCUGCCUAACAGAAAACCAGCCGUCAAGGCAGGUAAAUUCAAUGGCCCCUUCCCCCGUGGAUCUCAAUGAAAUGGCACCCUGGUUACGCCAAUAUGCUAGGGUCAAUUACAGAGAUGCAAACUAUUUAUGGGUAGGUUUUAGCUCUGGCUUUAAGCUCGAGUUCCAGGGAAGCCGCACGGGUCGCCUGGCACGAAACUUGCGAUCAGCCACGCACCAAGACACGGCAGGCUACGUGAAACAAAACUACAAAACGAAGUCGACCUUGGCAGGAUGGCGGGCCCCUUCAAGGACACCCCCCCCCCUAGACAACCUCCAAGUAUCCCCAAUAGGCCUGGUGCCCAAGAAGCAGCCAGGAUAUGGUCAGCACCUGGGUAAGCAUGCGGAGGAAUUCCGUCUAAUUCACCAUCUAUCGUAUCCAAGGGGUAAAUCUAUAAAUGACUUCAUAGACACAGAGGCCUGCUCCGUUGCGUACGCCAGAUUUGAUGAAGCUACCCAUAUGGUUCAACGACUGGAAAAGGGAGAACUACUAGCAAAAUUCGACAUUCAGUCGGCCUUUAGAAUUAUACCAGUCCACCCAUCCGAUUUCGAGCUGCUAGGCAUCAGAUUCGAAGGUGAGUUCUAUUUCGAUAAAUGCCUACCAUUUGGCUGCUCCAUAUCUUGCGCCAUAUUUGAAACGUUUAGUACCUUCAUGCAAUGGUGCAUGCAAUCGCAUCUUCCAACGUGUCCGAUUAUGCAUUACCUGGAUGACUUCCUAACGGGGGGCACAGCAGGCACCAGCCACUGCUCAGACAACCUCAACGGAUGCGCGAAUACACUAGAACAGCUUGGGGUUCCUACUGCGCACGACAAGACGGUGGGCCCCACAACCAAACUGACAUUCCUAGGGCUGGAAAUCGACACCAUUGCAAUGCAGAUCAGAAUCCCAGAGUCCAAGAUCAAGGAGGCAACAAGGGAAAUCCAUGACAUCCUGUCAACAGGUAACAUCAAGGUCACAAAAAGGGCCCUUCAGUCCCUCAUAGGCAAGCUUAACUUUAUGUGCAGGGCUAUACCAAUGGCAAGGGCAUUCAGCCGCAGGCUAACCGAUCUGCUUAGCAAAGGUAAGCAACCAUUUCACCACAUUAGGAUUACCAGCUGGGUCAAGGAAGACCUACAAAUGUGGUUAACAUUUCGUACGAGUUAUAAAGGCAUUUCAGUGUUUCAGGACCAACUAUGGGUGGACAGCGAUUUCCUCCAGCUGUUUUCAGACGCAGCGGGUGGCGCCAGCUUCGGGGCCUACAUGCAGGGCAAAUGGUUUAACGGCGCAUGGCCACCCCAGUGGGUGAUGGAUGGAACUACACGGGACUUGACGCUACCUUGACAUGGUGGCAUCAAUCCUUCGGAAAUACAACCCCAGCUUCCUGACACCAAGAUCAUCGUAUCCUCAAUGCUGCACAGGCGCUACUGGCACGAUGCCAGGGACCCACUAAAGAUCGAGGGGAUGCGGAAGAAUAUCAACCGUCGACUGGCCAACCGAGUCAAAGAGCUCGGCGGUACAAUGGUGCCACAUCCCCAGAUCCUGGCAUCAGACAAGACAUGGUACGCCUGGGAGGGCGUCCACCUCAGUGACAAAGGACUGUGUGUGUUUACGGACAAUUUAUUGCAUGCCCUGGCGCUUGUUAUCUCCACAGGUUUGUGUUUCCUUUCAGUACAUAGGCAAGCGGGGCAACAAUGGUAUCCCCGCGU
Molecule: messenger RNA, 3152 nt
Organism: Haliotis rufescens (red abalone)
Lineage: Eukaryota; Metazoa; Mollusca; Gastropoda; Lepetellida; Haliotidae
Exons: 2
Coding region: 1471-2787 (438 amino acids)
Source: RefSeq, a predicted model, not a curated record